Molecule: messenger RNA, 780 nt
Organism: Scophthalmus maximus (turbot)
Lineage: Eukaryota; Metazoa; Chordata; Actinopteri; Pleuronectiformes; Scophthalmidae
Product: dynein light chain Tctex-type 3
Exons: 5
Coding region: 149-493 (114 amino acids)
Biological process (GO): microtubule-based movement
Cellular component (GO): cytoplasm; kinetochore; cytoplasmic dynein complex
Molecular function (GO): dynein intermediate chain binding
Source: RefSeq, a predicted model, not a curated record
GUUGACUGUUGACACUCGACCGGAAGUGCACCACAGCCCGCUGUGUUGUCUUCUCUCUCCGAGCAGCUUCGUCUUUUUAUCCGUUUUUUAAUAUUUGACGUGACAAACAAACACUUCGUCCAGUUUGUGGCGUCGGUAAAUAACGAGGAUGGAGGAGUUUCACAACGGCAACGAGGGAUCCUUCAACUCUGAGGAGGCUGAUAACAUUGUGAAAGAGUGCAUCGAGGGCGUGGUGGGCGCUGACGACUACAGCCAGAGUCUGGUGAACAAGUGGACGGCCAGCAUCGUGGAGCGCUGCCUCACGCAGCUGGUCAAACAGGGGAAACCGUACAAGUACAUGGUGACGUGUGCUGUGAUGCAGAAAACUGGGGCAGGACUCCACACAGCCAACUCCUGCUACUGGGACACGACCAUGGACGGAAGCUGCACGGUGAGGUGGGAAAACCGCACCAUGUACUGUGUGGUCAGUGUGUUCGCUGUGGCCAUCGCAUAGGACACACUCAUGAAUAGGCACACAACAAAAAGAAGAUUAGAAGAAGAAGAGUGCAGUGUGUCCCUAUGAACAGCAGGGGGCCACCAAGGGCCACAUCCACACCGCUGUUUGUGCACCAGAGGAAACAUCUGGAUGAAAGUGACAUCUUAUCGUAUUUAUCUCUUCGCGUCACUGCACCGUUCACAGCUUCACAUCACUCAUCAUGUUCUGUCACGACGAGCAGCGAGUCGCAGCUUCUGCAGGAAAAUUAAUAAAUAAUAAUAAAAAAAUAGAUUUCUGAACAACAA